Cuscuta campestris is the source of this 1181-nucleotide messenger RNA. The record is from the annotation of a GenBank genome assembly. Lineage: Eukaryota; Viridiplantae; Streptophyta; Magnoliopsida; Solanales; Convolvulaceae.
CAGUGAGUAACUGAGUAUGAAGGGUAAGUGGAGUGGUCGCCAAUUAAGGCAUCCCAAAAAGCUCUGUUCCUGUUAGACGCCGACCAUCCCUUCCUAGUUCCUGCUAUGCAAACGCUACUUUUCCCGGCGGCUCGUUCCGGCGGCGCGCCUCUUUAUUUUCCUAUGACAUCGCAGGUGGUGGGGAAGCCCUCGGCCCUCAAUCUUCUCCAGCACAAAGCUGCCAUCGUUCCUCUCUCCUUGUCACAGACUCUAGCUCCCAUACGGAUUCGGAAUGUCCUCUCGCCGCCGCAUCUGGCACUCAAUUGCAGAGAAGGGGUUAGAGUCCUCGCCGCGGCUAACUAUUCUCCGAUCGACGAUAUCGAAAAAGCGAAGCUCGCUCAGGUCUCAGAGAGAUUGGAGAGUACUUCAAGGUAUUUCAAGAGAUUGGGGGGGUUAGGGUUUUGGGGGCAGCUGGUUUGCACACUUAUUGCGGCUGGGAUACUUUCUUUAUCCAUUGCCAUGACUGGGAAGAUUACAUCACCCUUUACAUUUUACUCUACUGCUGCGGGAAUCACUGCUGCCUUUGUUUCUGUUUUCUGGUCUUUUGGUUAUCUUCGUCUGUCUGAGAAGCUUAAGAGAACGGCCAGUCAGCCUUCAAAGGCACCUCCUAGGGAAGAUGUGGUGAAAAGCUUGAGAAAUGGGAUCGGGUUGAACCUUUUUGGAAUGGGUGCCACUGUAAUUGGUAUGCAAGCCACUGUAGGGCUGCUGGUAGGGAAGGCCAUUACUGCAUAUCCAUUUUAUCAGGGUGUUGGUUCUGGUAGUACUCCCGUGGUUGCAUUGGAUGUGUUUCUCGUGCAGGCAUCAGCAAACACCAUACUCUCGCACUUUAUUGGGCUAUUAUUCUCAUUGCUACUGUUGAACUCAGUGACAUUACAACCCACAAAAAGCAUUCCUGUUCCUAAGGUUGCAUAACCUCUCCGUAAGCGUGUAAACUGGUUGCCUCAGUUAUGGUAUUAACCUUUUUUUCAAGUUCUUUGAGCCAUUUUGAUUUAAUUCACUCAGUGAUGUGCCUAGGUUUCAUUUUCUACUCGUAUCAUUUUACAUUUAUUAAUCGCAUGUUAGUCUGUCCCAGACUAACUUCACCCCAAUGUGCAUUUUACAUUGUUGCUGUCCGAAUUUUUCAAUGAAAGCCAUGGCAUGUA